Messenger RNA from Triplophysa dalaica, 1922 nucleotides. It is a transcript of the gene serpini1, whose product is annotated as serpin peptidase inhibitor, clade I (neuroserpin), member 1. Gene Ontology annotation, biological process: negative regulation of endopeptidase activity. Gene Ontology annotation, molecular function: serine-type endopeptidase inhibitor activity. The coding region runs from base 83 to 1321 and encodes 412 amino acids. Lineage: Eukaryota; Metazoa; Chordata; Actinopteri; Cypriniformes; Nemacheilidae. The transcript has 9 exons. The record is from RefSeq and is a predicted model, not a curated record.
GUGAAUGCGCGGAGGAAAGCAGCCCUGAACAUCAGCUUUGCCCAACAUCACCCUCUCGUCUCAAAUCUUACGCACGUUCAUCAUGCUGCUGCUCGGACUCUUACCACUCAUGUUGCUAAGGGGUUGCGGUUGCCAGGCGGCAGACGCUCCCCUGGACGUAACAGCGGAGUUCUCGGUCAGAAUGUACCACCAGCUUCAGAUCCUGGGGGGUGAGGAGAACAUCAUCUUCUCUCCUCUGAGCGUGGAGUUGGCUCUGGGCAUGGUGGAACUGGGUGCCCGCGGAUCCUCUUUAGAGGAGAUCAGACAGGCGCUGGGCUACAGCAAUUUAAGAGAAGAUGAGGAGUUCUCGCUGAUGAGCAACCUCACCCGAGCGCUGUCUGUAGACACGUAUGUGGUACGGCUGGUAAAUUCGCUCUUCCUGCAGACGGGGGUCCGCUUCAACAAAGACUUUCUGCAACUCAUGAAGAUCUUAUUCAGAGCUGAGGUGGAGACGGUGGACUUCAGCGAAUCAGCAGCUGUGUCUGAACACAUUAACUCAUGGGUCGAAAACCACACAGAGAGCAAGAUCCACAACCUGGUGUCGGCUGAUGACUUCAGCAGCGCUACAAAGAUCAUGUUGGUGAACGCCAUGUACUUCAGAGGCAGCUGGAAGAACCAGUUCAGACCAGAAAACACCAGAACCUUCUCCUUCACCAAAGAUGAUGGCAGUGAGGUCCAGACCCUGAUGAUGUACCAACAGGGAGAGUUUUACUACGGAGAGUUUAGCGAUGGCACCACAGAGGCAGGAGGGGUGUAUCAGGUUUUGGAGAUGCUCUAUGACGGUGAAGACAUGAGCAUGAUGAUUGUCCUGCCCCGUCAAGAGGUUCCUCUGGCCAGCCUGGAGCCCAUCAUCAAAGCUCAGUUGCUGGAGGAGUGGGCCAACAAUGUCAAGAGACAGAAGGUGGAGGUCUACCUGCCCAGAUUUAAGGUGGAACAGAAGAUGGAUCUGAAGGAAACUUUGCAGCAGCUGGGCAUCAAGAACAUCUUCACCAAAGACGCAGAUCUGUCAGCCAUGACAGCUGAGACAGAAGAUGGACAGAAUCUAUUUAUUGGGAAGGUGGUACAGAAAGCUUGCCUGGAAGUGACAGAGGAGGGGGCAGAGGGGGCUGCGGGAUCAGGUAUGAUUGCGUUGACAAGGACGCUGGUGUUGUACCCUCAGGUCAUGGCCGAUCAUCCCUUCUUCUUCAUCAUCAGAAACAGAAAAACAGGGUCAAUCCUUUUCAUGGGCCGCGUCAUGACCCCUGAAGUCAUCGAGCCCUUUGACGACAACUUUGAUAUGUAAAACUGCUGUGAUGGCAAUGUUACACCAAACCGAGUUACUAACUGUAUCUUCUACAAAUCGCAAAGUUAAAUCAUCACACAAAACAAGUUUGUUGGUUCAUGACGUCGCCGUUGUUUACUUAACACAUGAGAAACUAUUAUAUACGCAGAAUAUUUAUAUGAUAAAGGUGAUUGUGUUUUGAUAAGCUUUAACCACACCAGAAAUACAAAGCUGUAAAUAUUUAAUACGUCUUUGCAACCGCUCCAUUACACGGACUCAUGUUCCAUCACAUGUCUUAGACAACACCAGCAUUGUUCACUCCUGUAUUCUUAGAUCUGUAUAUUUGCUAUUGUGUUUAUGACGUGCGCAGUAUUCUCAAUGUUAUCUCAGUCCUAAUUUCGGUUCCGUCUUGGUUUUCCACGUGGCUCAAGUACUGCUCACAUACUAAUAUGCCUUAUUAUAUAAAUAUAUGAGUUUUUGAUUUAAUGAAAGGUUGGAUGUACAGGUAGCGCUGUUGCCAUGGAAACUCAGGCGGACUGGAGAGACUGCAUUUGGUAUGAUGGUUUAAAAAAUAUACCAGCUGUUAUCUCUAUUUCAGAAAUAAAGAUGAAUGUCAAUGAGA